Messenger RNA from Rhinichthys klamathensis goyatoka, 2589 nucleotides. It is a transcript of the gene tmpoa, whose product is annotated as thymopoietin a. Lineage: Eukaryota; Metazoa; Chordata; Actinopteri; Cypriniformes; Leuciscidae. The transcript has 15 exons. Gene Ontology annotation, molecular function: DNA binding. The coding region runs from base 72 to 2135 and encodes 687 amino acids. The record is from RefSeq and is a predicted model, not a curated record.
UAAGAUGGUCACUGAUCCCAUAAAAGAAAUCAGUCUCAGCCAGCGAUAGUGUCCUGCUCAAGCCAACAGACAUGUCGGAAUUUCUGGAAGACCCGUCUGUGCUCACUAAAGAUAAGCUUAAAAGUGCGCUGUUGGCCCAUAACGUGGCUUUGCCGAAUGGCGACCAGAGGAAGGAUGUGUACGUGCAGCUGUACUUGAAGAAUCUGACCGCGCAAAACAAAAAGAGCAGCGGCUCUCCAGAUGUCUUCUCCAGCGACGAGGAUCUGCCUCCAGCCCCCGUGAUCUCCAACAGGAGCCGCUCUGGCAGGAAAGCCACCAGGAAAACGGACAAAGUUCGUCCAGAGGAUGUUGAUGUCACUGAAUUGAGCAAUGAGGGUUUGAAAGACCUGUUGCUGAAGUAUGGCCUGAAUGCUGGACCCAUUGUUGCGUCCACUCGUAAGGUGUACGAGAAGAGGCUUCAGAAGCUGCUGGAUCAGGGUCCUCCUGAAGCUGUGGCUCCUCCCUCAGAAACAUCACAGACAGACGGCGGCCAGAAUGGCAACACAGACUCAGACCAGUACAGCGACAAGGAGGAAGAAACCGUAGCUCCAGCCCCUGUGUCUCUGCCUGAACCGGAAGUGGAGGUCGAACCCAUCCCAGUUGUGGAGAGACCAGUCAGGAGCCGAGGGAAAACGUCAGUGACCAGCAGGACACGCAGUAUUCAGCUUAACAGGGAGGAUAAGCAGGAGGAAGAUUGGCCGGUUUUGAAUGUUAAGAGAAAGCUGAAGAGACCUUCUCACAGGCUGGAUCAGAUGGUUCCCGCCAGCGACGACACCGAAAACUCUGAGCUCUCAUCUGCAGAGUACUUCCCUGUUUCGCAAGACAGGAGAAGAACAGGACAUGUGGCAGAAAGAAAAGACCCCAGACCACUGCUUACAGACAGGACAUCACAGCUCUCGUCUAAGACUGAAUCUCUGAAGCGACGCAGCGCACCAGUCCGCUUGUUUCGGCCUGAUUUGAACGAGGCUCCCACCACUGAUAAGGAUUUGAAGGAGGUGUCUGUUCCUCUGGUGCGGAUGAAAGCGCAUCCUUUGGCAGUGCCAAAAGAACCCAAACCCUCAAAGCGGUCCUCCAUGUCUGCGACUGACUGGUCAGAAUCACCUAAACAUCACAACUCUUCUUACCAGUCCACCAUAUCCAGUUUACAUGGCGUUAGUCCAGUUUACAAGUUUGAUGAGAAUACCGCUGACAUCACUUCCCCUCCGAUUAGACAGUCCAAUCGAGAGCCACUUGUUUCCCUUCUUAACACUGCUUGUGUUGAGGUUGAUGACCAGGGUAUGCAGGACAUCCUGAGCUGUAGACCUGCGAGCCGAGCUCCUGUGGCUCAGGAAGUCAAAUCUGUCUCUGUAUCGAAGUACUCAAGGCCUCAUUUGAGUCAGAACAAACCCUUGACAGACAUGAGGUGCCAUCUUUCACUUGACUGCGAUGGCCAAAGAGAGGUUUUCCCAUCACACUCGCUUUCUUUUAGGGACUCCCGUGUGGCUCCAGAGGACUCUCUUCGAGUCUCGUUUGACCUUUCCCAGGGGAGCUGUGGCUCACCAGAGACCCAGCCCAAGACGAGACAGUCCAAAAUCACGCCUUUCCUCUCCCAACUCACUUCUGUCCGAGGACUUGAUAGCAGCCAGACGGAGACACCAAAGAAGGAGACGGUGGAAAAGGUGUCAGCCAUUGAUCAGACCCCGAGGACGGUAGAGAGAGAUCUGCUAAAAGAGAUCUUUCCCAAUGAAAACCUCAGCACUCCCACUGGAAUCAGUGCCACCUGUCGCCGACCAAUCAGGGGAGCAGCUGGCCGGCCCCUGAAUGAGACAUGGCUGGACGAAUCCCGUCUCCGUCUCACAGAGUUCAGAGAAACCAGCUCCUCUUCCUACACAGAGACCCGAUCAGUUCCACGCGUGUCCGCCAUCCCUCUAGCGGCUUCCAGACCUGCGGCGCCCCCUGCUGUGAAGACCAGAGCACGACGCAGCCUGCCUGUGUGGGUACAGCUUGUGCUGCUGAGCGCGCUCGCUGGAUUCCUGUUCUUUGUCUACCAGGCCAUGGAGACUAAUGAGGUUGGACUCUUCAAGCAGAGCGGGGCCGUUGAUAGCACUAGCAAAUGAACGUCAUGCGCUUCACCCAAGUCUUUGCCCUCUUUAUCAUACUCAGCCAGUACCUCCCUUUGAUUCUGCAGUCGUGGACUUUUACCUGAGAUCUUUAUAUAUUCAUACAAAGACAGAUUUUCUCUGCUAUCAUGCCCUCUUUGAGAUGAACUGGUUUAGAGGAAUGAAUCCUGGUUUUAAUUUUAAAAGUCACGUUUUUUUGCCUUUGUGUGUUUUUCUUUUUGUUUUGUUUUUAUUAAUGAUGGUGCUGUCCAUAAGUCGGAGUGCUGAAGGAGUUGGCUAAAUACACUUGUUUUGUUUGUAAACUACAUUUAGCAUUUACUUGUGACAAUAUUUUUGCAUUUAUUUUCACAUCUAGCUCUUUAAAGGUGCCGUAUCCAUCUUAACGUUGAUGUAGUAUUUAUGUACAUGUUGUCGGAAUACAAAUAUUUUCAAUAAACUGUUUUGCAAUGUA